UGGAGACUCCUUUGAUCGCUACAAGGAAUACAGGUAUUGCGCAGCAAUGAGUGUAAUAGGUUUUGUAUAUUCAGGGCUUCAAGCAUGCCAUCUAUGCUACGAUUUGAUAACUCAGAAACAUGCUGCCAACUUUCACCAUCUCCGUUGUUACUUUGAUUUCGCAAUGGAUCAGAUUCUGGCAUAUCUUAUGAUCUCGGCAUCGUCAUCGGCGGCAACGAGGGUAGAUGACUGGGUAUCCAACUGGGGGAAAGACCAGUUCGCAAAUAUCGCUACUGCAUCUAUUGGGAUGUCCUUUCUGGCUUUUGCUGCCUUUGCUAUCAGCUCUCUCAUAUCUGGCUACAACUUCUGCCACCAAAGCGCCGCUGCUGCCUGAUUGAUCUCAUCCCAUCACCAUCCCUUCCAUACUUUCACUAGUUUUUAAGCGUUUACCUUGUUUAUGCACAUGAAACUACUCCCACUGUAUUUAACUUAUAAAAGAAAAAAAGAAAAAAAAAUUUAAAUAUGCAAUUUAUAUAAGGAACCAUUUCUUUUC
Messenger RNA from Camellia sinensis, 532 nucleotides. NCBI's taxonomy places the organism in Eukaryota, Viridiplantae, Streptophyta, Magnoliopsida, Ericales, Theaceae. The record is from RefSeq and is a predicted model, not a curated record.